Penicillium bovifimosum is the source of this 1242-nucleotide messenger RNA. RefSeq names its product aromatic ring-hydroxylating oxygenase subunit alpha. The coding region runs from base 1 to 1242 and encodes 413 amino acids. The record is from RefSeq and is a predicted model, not a curated record. Gene Ontology annotation, molecular function: iron ion binding; 2 iron, 2 sulfur cluster binding. The transcript is spliced from 2 exons. NCBI's taxonomy places the organism in Eukaryota, Fungi, Ascomycota, Eurotiomycetes, Eurotiales, Aspergillaceae.
AUGGCUUCGAUGUUAAACUACUUUGGCUUCAGUACCCCUGCCUCUGAGAAACAAGCCAAAGAUUCGCCCGUGCGUGCCUUACCUGCAUCAUGGUACACUUCACCCGAGAUGUACGAGUUAGAGCGCCGUGCUAUCUUCUCGAAGAGGUGGCUCUUCAUCACCCACAGCAUGCGACUGAAGGAACCUGGCGAUUGGCUCCGCUACCAAAUCGCAGGUUUCGACUUCAUCAUCACUCGUGAUCGACAGGGAAGCAUCAAUGCAUUCCACAAUGUCUGUCGACACCGUGCGUACCCAGUUGUCGAGAAAGAGGGCUCCGGCAAUUCCAAGAUCCUAGCGUGUCGGUACCACGGCUGGUCUUACGGACUAAACGGCAAGCUCGCAAAGGCCCCGGGUUACCAAGACCUGAGCAACUUUGAAAAGGAUCAGAACGGUCUGUUCAAAAUCCACGUAAAAGUCGACGUCAACGGCUUCAUCUGGGUGAACAUGGACGCCAACGAAGUCCCAGAAGUGUCAUGGGAGCAGCACUUCGAGAACGUCGACAAACAAGAACGCUAUAAAGCCUACAGCUUCGAUGACUACGACUUUGAUCAUUCCUACGCUCUCGACGGUGACUAUAACUGGAAGAUCCUGGCGGAUAAUUUCAACGAAUGCUACCACUGCCCUACAACGCACGCCGAUAUCCCCGAAUUCCUCAACUUAGAGUCCUUCGACAGUGAUCUCAAAGACGGACACAUCCAGCACCAUUGUGAAUCAACACCAGAGCAGAUCGAGAAAGGUCUCUACACAGCCAGUACAUACUACUUUCCCAUCUCCGCCAUGGUUGUCUCACCCCAUUUCAUCAUGAUCCAGAAAUUCCUCCCCUCAAGCCCCCAAACCGCCAAGAUGGCCUACGAAAUCUACCGAAACCGCAACUCCUCUGACGCAGACUUCAAACUCAUCAGUGAUAUGUACGCGCGUGUCAUGCGCGAAGAUAAAGUCCUCUGCAACAAUGCACAGAGAAACCUCAACCGAAACGUGUUUACUAACGGCGAGCUACACCCUAAGUACGAGAAGGCGCCGCUUUUCUUCCAGAGCACCGUUCGUGACGCUAUCAUGGAGCAUUUCGAGCGCGAGAAGGCUGAGGGUCAUCAGAUAUGGCCGGCUAAGCCGAGGGUGUCUUGUAAUGCGAAUGUCAGUGAGAAGGAUGAGGAGUUUUGUGCGGCGCUAGCUUGUGAAGCGAAGAGUGGGGUUUUGGCUUGGUGA